AUGGCGGACUACGCCUCCGACUUCUACGUGAUGCUCCAGUACGCCUGUGUGGUGGAGAACUCCCUGACUCCGGACUGCUCCCUCGCCAUCCCAGGGAAUCAGACAAGUAGGGAGCCCCUGGCUGCCGAGUGCAUCCCACAGUGGUCCUGGUUCGGGAUCUCGUGCGCCCUCGUCGUCCUCUCCACGCUCGUGCCGUCCUUUUGGUGGAUGGCAUUUCAGACCCAGAGGGAAGGGCAGAGUGUACCCAGGAUGUGUGCCUUUUGCUGCCUGGGGAUCUUCCAGCUCACCCAUCUCUGGGAGCUCGCCACCUUCGCACGGCGCGGCACGCGGGAGGAGCACGAGAAAGAUGCGAGCUCGGGCCGCACUCUCUUCGCCGCGGUGGUGGAAUCGGUACCGCAGCUCUACCUGCAGGCCUACGUCCUCUUCGCGCUGGGUGCCCGCGGCCAAGCCUUCAAGCUGGCCUCUGUCUGCCUUUCUGUCACGACGCUCACCGCAUCGGUGGUGAUGCUCGGCACGACGGGACGCAACGAUCGCCUCAGCACCUGGAAGGCCCAGGCCGCGGCCGCGCUCUUCAUCGGUACCGAUGCCGCAGUGCGGAGCAUGGGCUUGUCGAUGGCCUUCUCGGAGCCCGUGCGCCCCUACGGCGCCCCCGUGGCCGCCGCGACAUUCGUCGCGUGCGUUCUCUACCAGGCGUGGAGCAUUCCUAGAGGGGCCGGGGGUGUUUGUAACAAUCUGGCCUCGCUGCCCUACGUGGUCCCCGCUGCGGCCGUGAUAGCUGAUGAGGAGGAGGCUCGCCGCAAGCAUGGCAUGCCGGUGGUGCUUGGCCUACGCUUCCUGGAGACGGUGGCCUUCGGCAUCCUCGCGGCCGCCUUCGGCGAAGCGGCCUGCGGCGGGGGCUUGGAAACGGAGCUCGCCGUCUACUUCGGCAUGCUCGUGGCCAACGCCUUGUCUUUGAUCACCUUCAAGUGCUUCUCAGAUGGUUCUGGGGCAUUUACCACUUCCAUGGAAAAUGCUGUCACCCUGGGCCAA
Symbiodinium natans is the source of this 1029-nucleotide messenger RNA. The record is from the annotation of a GenBank genome assembly. Lineage: Eukaryota; Dinophyceae; Suessiales; Symbiodiniaceae.